AUGGACGGAAACGAUUUCAGAUCCGCCAGCAGCGAUGCCUGCUCUGCGGAUCUCCGCAACGACCUCUCGAGUGUACACACACCUGAGCGUGGGACGUUGCAGACAGGAGCCAGGGCGGCAACCAGCCUGUCGCACGAGAGACAGGCGUCACCGAAACCUGUGUCGUCGUACAGAAGAGAAACUCCCCUAAAAGCGGCAUCUCCGUUGAGAAGAGAGCCUUGCGCAAAGUGCCAUCAACUGCAGCAGUUGAAAGAGACGGCCAGUAUGCUGUUCGAUACAUUAGAGAGGGAUAGCAGUCGGUCGAUGGCCAGCGACAGACACCGGUUACAGGAGACCAUGGAGCAGCUCCAGCCGAAAGCAGAUGCAAUCCGCAAGCUCGUCGAGGAGGCAGAGGAGAUGCGAGAACAUGCCAGAGACUGCCGAAGAAAACGCCAGCAGAAUCUUCAUCUCAUCGAGCGACUGAAAGAAGAAGACAAGGCAAUUGACAACGAACUUCAGGAGCUACCAGCGAAGCUGCAGAGUCUGGACGUCUUCCGGGAAGAAGAGAGAGCGUCUCUCGAAGCCGCCAGAGCAGAGUACAGACUUGUUCAAAAGCAAAAUGAAUACGCUUUACUCGCGUGGGAAGAAAAGAUUCGUGUCUACGAGAAGGCGCUUGGCAUUCGGAUUCAUCAGGACGACGCCGGCGGUCCCACGAUCAUUCGCUUUUCUGGCUUAUUCCCUGGAGCUUCGAAGCGCAGCGUUGCACCCGGAGAAGAAUCCGUUCAAGAAGAGAACGCGGACAAGGGCGAGUGUUUCUUUGCUUUCCAGCUCGACGCCCACGGCGCUGUCUCAGAUGCGCAUUGUUGGCCGCCUGUGGAUAUAUUCGAAGAUGUCAUGGAAGCGUUUGGCCGAGCCGAGAUUUCUCUCCCCAUCGUGGUUGCAUGUAUGCGACGAAGUUUCAAAGAAUGGCGGAAGCCCUGCGUUGCUCCCACCGCGCAGUCACGGUUGCCUAUGCGGCGGGAGCCGGCCUUGAGAGGAGUGGUAGAUAAACAGAAGGACAAUCCGGCCUUCUCAGACGACCGCCCGGUCACUAAAGCAGUUUCUUCGAGUCAGAGAGGAGCAACACCCCCGGAACGAACCUGGCAAACCGGUUCCUAUGUGGCUGGGAAUGACAGGCAGGUUACCGCGUUUACAGGGGCUCGGGUGCAGAAGCAGCCAGAGGCAAGGAAGAUGAAAGACGCAGCGGAUCGCACGUCUCUCUUUGUUUUCGGGUCGGGUAACAAAGAAUUCGAAACAGUCCAGCGAAGAUGGCAGAACUAGCAUGCACAUUAUAGUUAACAGGGACACCUUUUCGUGGGGGGCGUUCGGUCAACCAUCCUCUUACCAAAGAAACACCAGGUGUAUAGACAGCUUAUGCUUGGAACAGACAUCUCGUAAAACGAGUUUGCCGUCUUUUUACGCGACUGAAAGGAGGGGGAGAUGGGCUGAGAGAAGAACUGGGACGCAUCUAUGGUGCUGCACUGAAAC
Molecule: messenger RNA, 1506 nt
Organism: Toxoplasma gondii ME49
Lineage: Eukaryota; Apicomplexa; Conoidasida; Eucoccidiorida; Sarcocystidae
Exons: 7
Coding region: 1-1299 (432 amino acids)
Source: RefSeq, a predicted model, not a curated record